AGACGCGUCGUCGGAAUUUUGCUGGCCUAUUUAUUCUGUACCGUCGCAAACCGAAGUUUUAACCAUAUUAAAGUAAUUACUGAUAACCAAUUGGUUUUAUAAACAAUUAGAUCUAUAAUUUAUGAGAGUCUUUAAAUUGAUACAUAAGUGUUAUGUGAAGUGAUGAGGAUAGUUCUUAUUUUAUAUCGUGUGUGAUAAAUAGUGAUGAUGGGUGAAAGAACUGUGUGUACAAUAUUGUUUUUAUUGUUUAUGAAACAAGCAUUGGGUAUCCGAGUCUCCGAGCUCACAGUACCAAGUCAUGCAGUAGAGGGCGGGUCUGUCCUGCUGCAGUGCCACUAUGACCUCGAAGGUGACAUGCUGUACUCCAUAAAGUGGUAUAAAGACAAUAGGGAGUUCUUCCGAUACGUUCCCAGCAAUAGCGUGCCUUUCAGCUAUUUUCCAUUGCCUGGGGUUAGGGUUGAUGAAAAAGAUUCAUCAAGUAACGUCGUAAAGUUAGUAAAUUUGACUCCCGAGUCUGCGGGGCUAUACCGCUGUGAAGUCUCCGGCGAGGGACCGUACUUCGUCACUGUUUUUGAUGAGAAAAAUAUAAGCGUACACCUGUUGCCUUACGACCGUCCGCGAGUGAUAGGCCUACAAGAAGAAUACAAAGUAAGCGAUAUCCUAGCAGUAAACUGUACAUCGUCAAGAUCUCGACCACAGGCUCAACUUAAAUGGCUGAUCAACAACGAAGCGGCUCCUCGAAGACAUAUCACUGGACCGUGGUACAGAAUAUCUGACGAACGGCCUGAUGCCAGAGAAACAAUAUUGCAAUUGAGAUUUAUCUUGAGAGAGGAACAUUUUAAAAACGGUCUGCUACAGAUUAAGUGCCAAUCCGCAAUAGCCCCACUAUACCAAGACGAAACAGUGCAUCACAUUAUACGAGCGGAGGACAGCUUCUUGGAUCCAAUAUCUGACGAAGUGAUAAAUGAGGAAGUCAACAAGGUGUUCGGCCACACACAGAGAGAGGAGCGAGAGGAAAUACCUAUAGCGGAGUCACAAAAUGAUCGAGAUUCUGCCGCGGUUUUUCAUGCGACGUAUGCGUCAAUUGUAAUGAUAUUUUUACUACAAAUUAUUUUGUAAAUUCAUUAGUUUAUAGAUAUUUUUGUCCUUAAAUGUAAUAUUCAUAUUCAUGGAAUUUCACGAAAAACCCUGUGAUUUUUUUAAACACGAUUGCAUUAUAAAUGCAUUUAACACUAACUUUGAUAAUGCGUUAAAAUAUGAAAUUUUAUUUCCAAAAUGAACACGCAUUUAAGUGAUAUGUUUCUAUCAAUGUGAUAUUUUACGUAAAAAUAAUUUGAAAUACAAGAAAACAAUUAUAAUUUAAGUAUCCCAACUGCACAAUUUGUAGGGUUUGCUAACAUACCUACGCAAUUCCAAAUGAGCUUUAUCAGAAUUUUUAUAAAAUGUAGUUUUGAAUAAACGCUUGAAUAAAAGA
Messenger RNA from Colias croceus (clouded yellow), 1474 nucleotides. RefSeq lists its product as uncharacterized. Bases 205 to 1119 code for a protein of 304 amino acids. Lineage: Eukaryota; Metazoa; Arthropoda; Insecta; Lepidoptera; Pieridae. The transcript is spliced from 6 exons. The record is from RefSeq and is a predicted model, not a curated record.